AUGCGGUCGACACUUAGCGAACCUCCUGCUUUUAUAUAUGGAACGCACCCACAUCGUCUUUCUACGCGGAAAAAGCCCCGAAGAUGGCCUCUUGUCUUCCGCUUCAUUAAAGGUGCCAUACAUGGCGCUAUUCUCCUGCCCGUGUGUCUGCAUGCGAUAUUUACAGCGUUCGUCGUCUGGUUAGAUCAAUAUGUUUUUGAUACAGUGGGGUUGCCGAGUAGUAUUAUCCCAUCACUUUCCAUCGUUGUCGGCCUUAUGCUUGUCUUCCGCAACCAAACCUCAUACAACCGCUUCUGGGAUGGCCGGAACAGUAUGAACAACCUCACCACCUGCAUCCGCAAUCUAGUCCGGAUCAUUAUCACGAACAGCUAUAACGGCGGCAACUCGCAAAUCGCGAGACCCCUCACCGCAGCCGAAAAGCAAGACAUCGAACGCACCAUUCGCAUCCUCAUGGCCAUUCCAUACGCGGUCAAGAACCAUCUUCGUGCUGAAUGGGGUGCUGCAUGGGCGACACCGUCUUUGGGUGACGAUGUCGACAAGAGCGGUACAACGGUGUAUAACCCGGUUUAUGCGGGUUUGUUACCGGAGGGACUCCAAGGACAUGAAGAUGAAGGCCUCGGGCUUCCAUACCAAUUGGCCUUUUUUGUGGAUGGGUUUAUCAAACGCGGUGUGGAUAGGGGAUGGUUCCAUGCACCGGGAGCUAGUCAGAUGCAGGCGCAAUUGAACACCCUACUGGAUGCGUACGGAAAGAUGGAGACAAUCAGGUUGACACCAAUUCCGGUGGCAUAUCUGAUCCACACGAAACAAGUCCUCGCCCUCUUCGGCUGCGUCCUCCCCUUCGCCAUGGUCGACGACAUGGACUGGUGGGCCAUCCCCAUCGUCAGCUUGGUCAUCUUCACACUCUAUGGCAUCGAAGGUAUCGGUUUGCAACUCGAGGAUCCCUUCGGAUACGACCGGAACGAUAUCAAGAUGGAUGCAAUUGUCGGGGAUGCGAAGACAGAGCUUGACGUUGUCUUGGAUGAGUGGAGGAGACUUGUUGGGUCAAUCGAGGGUAUUGGUAGCGCGGGCGAAGAAGGCUUUGUGCCGUCCGAGUUGUUCUUGAAGAGGGCUUGA
Aspergillus chevalieri is the source of this 1113-nucleotide messenger RNA. Its product is annotated as bestrophin family protein. The transcript is spliced from 4 exons. Gene Ontology annotation, molecular function: chloride channel activity. NCBI's taxonomy places the organism in Eukaryota, Fungi, Ascomycota, Eurotiomycetes, Eurotiales, Aspergillaceae. The coding region runs from base 1 to 1113 and encodes 370 amino acids. The record is from RefSeq and is a predicted model, not a curated record.